Molecule: messenger RNA, 3879 nt
Organism: Emericellopsis cladophorae
Lineage: Eukaryota; Fungi; Ascomycota; Sordariomycetes; Hypocreales; Bionectriaceae
Product: Nonribosomal peptide synthetase-like protein
Exons: 3
Coding region: 1-3879 (1292 amino acids)
Biological process (GO): secondary metabolite biosynthetic process; fatty acid biosynthetic process
Molecular function (GO): fatty acid synthase activity; oxidoreductase activity
Source: RefSeq, a predicted model, not a curated record
AUGUCUGCGACUGGGGAGCCACCUCAGCCUCCUGGUCCUGCCAACCCAUCUGCACCACCAGCUGCUCCCAUGUCCGCAAACGAACGCGAUGACGUUAGCAUGCUGUCCCCCGGGGACACUCUCGUUUCCGACGAGUCUACAACCGACCAAUACCACAAGUUCAUCGAACAGGAGGACCUCGAAGUGGUGGUUCCUCGUCAGCUGUACGAAAAGCUCGACACCGUUGGCAUGAACUAUGGCCCUCUCUUCCGAAACAUUGUCGAGCUGCGCAAGAACGCCAACAGCUGUGCCUCCGUGAUCCAGAUCCCGGACACACAGUCCAAGAUGCCAGCCAACUUUGAGUACACGCACUUGAUUCAUCCAGCCACUCUGGACUCCAUGGUCCAGACCCUGUUUGCGAUCGACAGCGUGCCCAUGGUUCCCACCUUUAUCGAAAGCAUCUUUGUGUCUGCGAACUUGGACAACGACAUGGGCACUCACUUCAAAGGAGUAUCCACAGUGCAGCGCCUAGGUGUCGGCAAUGCCAAAGCUGAUAUCACAAUGUCUCUCGAUGGGAUCAGUUCCCUCCAAGUCGUCAUCAAAGGCUUGCAUCUCACUGCGCUUGAGGACACGACACUUGCCACCGAGUCAAUCAUCCCGAACCAUCACAACCUUUGCACCGAAAUCAUCUGGAAGGAAGAUGCGACAUUUGCACAAGCUCAGACUUUGGGGGAGUGGCUCGAAUUGCUGAGCCACAAGCAUCCGGCCCUGGAGAUACUGCAGAUUGGCGGCUCUAUUGCCAAGACUCUGGACAUUUUGGAGAGUGUCGCGGGUGAGUCCAUGCCGGUACCGACGCUGGCCAGAUACAGCAUUGUCGAUUCAAACAGUGGCACUUCCCAGUCACUACAAAGGAUCCUCGAGGGCACGCGGUUGCAGCCAUAUGUCGAGUACAUCUCACUCGAUGAGAUCGCUACCGACCAAAAGUACCACAUGGUCAUUGUCAGCGCCUUGCCUGACUCAGACCCUAUGCAGUACCAGAAACUCGUGAGGCCAGGCGGGUGGGUUGUGGGAACACUUGUCGGCUCUCAGCAGAAUUCCCUGCUGGAUCACAGUGCGGUCAUGACACGGAUCCCCGGAGAGUAUCUGGCCACCGCCCCAGUCGAGCUGGUUGUUCUGCAUCGCAAUGGGCGUGAGCAACAUGCUCGGUCCCUCGUCGAGGGUCUUUCCAAGUGUCAGGGGGAGUUUGACUACGAUUACAGAGUCUCGUCAAUGUCCCUCGCCAAGGCCAUGAAGAACUGUGCAGUCCUGGCACACAAAGUCGUCGUUUCUCUCUUGGACUUGCAUACGCAGACCGAGCUCACUGGAUUCGUGACAAUCUGGAACGAGCCCGAAUUUGAUUUCUUUCAACGAAUGCAUGCGGCGGCCAAGGGCGUUAUCUGGAUCACGCGUGGCGCCAACAGGGAUCCGCAAGACCCUUUGAUGGCUUCUGUCAUGGGACUCGCGCGCACCUUGAUGUCGGAAGAUCCGCGCAAGCUCUUCGUCACUUUAGAUCUUGGUAUAGAAACCAGUUUGUCUGAUGGGAACAUCGCUGCUAUGCUCCUAACAAUAUUUUUGAUGACGUUUUGCGAGAUCGGCGACGAUCAGCACAUGGAGCCCAAGGAGAUGGAGUUCUCCGAAGCCGACGGCAAGCUGUACAUUCCGCGGCUCAUACCUGUCCAAAGUCUCAACCAGAUAAUCGAGAAUGGCGCGACAGAUGAGAUUGUCCCCUCGCUUGCCGGGCCUGGGAAAGGCGUGAAAGUGGAAAUGGUCAAGGUUGGGACAUCCAGGGAUUCUAUGCAACUCUCUGAGUACGAAGUAAAAGCACCUCAGCCGCAUGAGGUUCAAAUCCAGUUUGAACAGGCCGAGCUCAACUAUCGAGACGUUGAAAUUGCACUGGGGCAGUCUACCUCCUCUGAUCUGGGUAGAGACCUGCGUGGUACGAUUACGAACAAGGGAAGCGACGUCGGUCACCACAAGAUUGGUGACAAGGUUGUCGCCCUCGUGACAAAUGGCUCGCUCAAGACUCUGGUAAAUGUUGAUGCACGCUUUGUGCUGUCAGACUUGACCGGUUUCACUGCUUCGACCUCUUUAACCGUGUUCUAUGCGCUCUGUCACGUCGGCAAGCUUGAGAUUCCGGGUCGGUCCAUGUCGCUUUCGACGCCCAACAAUCGCUCAGCGUUGAUCACGGGUGGCGUUGGCUAUUGUCAGCCAGCAUUCGCCCUGUGCCAGAUGCUCGGUGUCAAAGUUUUCUUUGCCAUUGCCAACGAAGAUGCUCACAAGUAUGAGGAGGCUUUGCAACGCAUUGGUGUUGAUGCUGUGCAAAUACUGAAGGCAGGAUCCAUGGAGUUGAGCGAGAUCCUGAAGCAGCGCAACAAUGGAAAAGGGGUAGAUGUGGUGUUACACGCCAGUCCAACCUCGAUCGAGUCAACCGCUGCAUGCAUCAAGCCUGGCGGUGCCAUAGUGCAUGUUCAACAUCAGACCACCGGCCGACGACCGACGCUUGUCAAGCUUCUGACCAACAUCACGUACGUCAGAUUCGAUCUCGAAAGCCUUCUGCGCGAAGCGCCCGACUUUGUAGCCAAUCUUCUUCCCGAUAUAUACCAUGCAAUGGCAAGCUGUGGAGAAAUCGUCUAUGAGGAAAACCGCACCUUUGAGAUGACCGACACUGCAGACGCCCUGAAACAGCUUCGAGAGUCGCCAAGCCUUGAUAGCGUCACCAUCUCUUUGGGCAGCGAGCCAACCAGCGGCAGCAAUGACCAGUCGCGCGUCAAGGGAAAGACAUUGAAGGAGAUGAUUGACCCUAAGAGCACAUACCUGCUCUCCGGUGGCCUCGGAGGGUUGGGUCGCAGCAUCGCCACGCUUCUAGUAGACAAUGGCGCGCGGUUCCUCGUCUUCCUCUCGCGCGAAGGCGCCGUUACUUCCGUGACGCAGGACUUUGUCGCUCACCUCAGGAGACGCCGCGUGCGUGUCAGGGUCUAUCCCGUAUUCAUUUCAGAUAUGAAAGACAUGAUGGAUUUGUUCAAGUCGCGGAUCAGUUGGGAAAUGCCCCCUGUCAAGGGCAUCUUCCAAUGCUCGGGUGGAAUCCGCGAUGCUAUGUUCGAAACAAUGAACUUGGACAAUUGGAUAAUGGCGUUCGUACCCAAGGCGUCUGGUUCUAAAUGUCUCGUCGAUGCUGCAUAUGCUGCCAACUACGACCCCUUCUUCGUUUUUCUGGCCAGCGCCGCUGGUGUCGUGGGGAACCGUGGCCAGGCCAACUAUGCCGCUGGCAAUUGUGUGCAAGAUGCACUGGCGCGGAACCUCCGUCUCAAAGGCAAGAAUGCUGUUGCCAUCGACCUUGGACCGAUAUUGGGUGCUGGUAUGCUGGCGAAUGACGAGAACCUACUGAACAAGCUCCUCGCGAAUGGGUUUUACGGGGUUAGUCACGACCACUUUCUGCAGGUAGUCAAGCAUGCAAUCACCAUGGAGACAUUGCCCGGCGUACCCAUGCCACCGCAGGUCACGCUCGGUAUCGGUACCGGCGGACUCAUUCUUCAGAAUAAGCCUGCCGACCCAUAUUGGAGUCGGACGGCGAUGUACAACUAUCUCAACUUGGUGGACAUGCCGCCUCCUAAUCUCGAGGGGGGCCACUCCACCACAUCCAACAUGGACAUCAAGUCCCUUCUUCGCCAGAAUCUCGAUAUUUCAGUCGCCACAGAAGUCAUCUGCACUGGCCUGAUGCACAUGUUGGCCAAGUCGAUGAACAUGCUCUUUGAAGAAAUGGACUCUGAGAAGCAGCCCAGUGCAUAUGGAGUUGACUCGCUCGUCGCUGUCGGUGUGAGGAAUUGGGUGUACACGAAUUGUAACACCACCUCUAGCCCCUGA